Molecule: messenger RNA, 1201 nt
Organism: Misgurnus anguillicaudatus (oriental weatherfish)
Lineage: Eukaryota; Metazoa; Chordata; Actinopteri; Cypriniformes; Cobitidae
Source: RefSeq, a predicted model, not a curated record
GAUGGAUGCUCUUGACGACGGAUUUUGUAUAAUAGGACAAGAUGAGCUGGAUGAAAUUAAAGAAGCUUUAUCCACACAAGAUAUGACAACAGCAGUUAGUAAAAUCAAGGAUGUUCUUGAGCAGCAAGAUCGUGUUGAGUUAAAUAUUGCUGUGACGGGAGAGUCUGGUUCUGGAAAGUCUACAUUUGUCAAUGCUUUUAGAGGUUUGGGAGAUGAAGAUGAGGGCUCUGCCAAAACCGGUCCGGUGGAGACCACCAUGAAACAAGAAGUCUACCAUCACCCAAAAUACGACAAUGUAAAAGUGUGGGAUCUCCCUGGAAUUGGAACACCAAACUUUAAAGCCGAUGAGUACCUUAAAGAUGUUCAGUUUGAACGCUAUGAUUUUUUCAUCAUCAUUGCUUCAGAUCGGUUCAAAGAAUGUCACGCCCAGCUGGCCAAACAGAUCAUGAGAAUGGGGAAGAUGUUUUACUUUGUCCGUUCUAAGAUUGACUCAAACAUUGAUGCUGAAAAGAGAAAGAAAAGCUUUGACCAUGAAAAAACACUAAACACCAUAUGGGCAGACUGUGAGAAAGAGUUGAGGAAGAUCGGUAUUGAGGCUCCUGUUGUGUUCUUGAUCUCUUGCUUUGAGCUUUGCAAGUAUGAUUUCAAUCUGCUGCAGAAGAGGAUGGAGAAAGACGUCUCCAAGCAUAAGAGACACGUGCUGAUGUUGGCUAUACCAAAUAUCACCCUGGAGAUUAAUGAGAGAAAGAAAAAAGCUCUAGAAAAAAGCAUUGUACAAGUAUCAAUGCUGUCUGCUUGUGUGGCUACAGUUCCUAUUCCCGGUCUUUCAUUUGCUAUGGAUUUAGCCAUCAUAAAAAAUGAAGUAGAAAAGUACUACAGUGCCUUUGGUCUGGAUGAUUCAUCCCUGCAGAUGCGCUGUGAAAAAUCUGGUAAGACCAUAGAGGAACUGAAGGAUGUGAUGAAGUCACCACUUCAUAAUGGGAUAAACUCACAUACAAUCUUAAGCUUGCUGGGUUCUACAUCACUUCAAAUAACAAAGAGAGCAGCUAAAUAUACCUUCAGUCUUAUACCUGUACUUGGCACAGUGAUAGCAGGAAGUAUGUCUUAUCGGAAUGUCUCAAGAAUGCUACAAAAAGCUUUAGACAUUAUAGCUGAAGAUGCAAAGAAUGUUAUGAUGGCUUCACUGGAGUCUGAAGUGUAA